This is a messenger RNA of Bombus impatiens (common eastern bumble bee), 3651 nucleotides long. RefSeq lists its product as uncharacterized. The transcript has 7 exons. Gene Ontology annotation, molecular function: lipase activity; protein binding. Gene Ontology annotation, biological process: lipid metabolic process. The record is from RefSeq and is a predicted model, not a curated record. NCBI's taxonomy places the organism in Eukaryota, Metazoa, Arthropoda, Insecta, Hymenoptera, Apidae. The coding region runs from base 231 to 2306 and encodes 691 amino acids.
CAGCGCGGGGUGCGGUUCGUCGUGUUCGUUUCACAUCGAAAGGUUACGUCCGCGUAUUCGUAUCUCAUUCUCGUACGGCGUUUAACCUUCGCGCUUGUUUCCCCUCGACAUUCUCGGGUCGUUCGUGAUCGUGCGUCGUUGCCGCGCGACUUUGGUCGCGUUUCCGAUUUAUGGCUUCGAUUUCUUCGCUCGUAUGUAUCUGCUGCGCGUGACGAAAAAUAAGAAGAAGAAUGUGGUUGACGGGAGGCUCGUGCGCCUUCCUGCUUCUGGCACUGACAUUGUGCCAGGGCCUGGUCCAGGCGAAGAACGACAACUACCAAAUAAGCGACGUGUGCAAGAAGAAUUAUAUGCGAGAUCUCUACAGGAAAAUAGACGGGGCUGUCCUGAUGUCACAGCUCGAGAAGGAUCUAGACUGUACCAUCACCUUCCAAACGCAUAGUAUCCUUCAGCGGUUCAUGCUACGCUUCGACCAACUGCAAUUGGACUGCAACGAUCACCUCUACAUCUACGAUGGUGCACAUGCGGUCAGCAGUUACAAGGCAGACCUGUCCUGCCAGAACACGAAGCAGUCCGUGGGCGCGAUUUAUACGCGCACGAACUUCGUGACACUGAAAUACGUCACCGACUCGUGGGGCACCAUCUCGAACGGCUUCCGUCUCGUUAUCACCGCCGUCAAGGAUCCAAAGCACACCUGCAAGGACUUUCGAUGCACCCAGAACGAAUUUUGCAUCGAGACGGACCUCCUUUGUGACGGCGUGAAUCAUUGCGGCGAUGGCUCCGAUGAGGCUACCUCCACCCUCUGUGCCAACUCUGAGGCAUCGACGAUCCUGGGCAUGCAGACGAUCUGGUUCGUGGUCGCGCUCGUUUUUCUGAUCCUGAGCGUGGCAGGCCUGGUCACAGUGGCGGUCCUCUGCUUCUGCAGGCAACGCGCCGCAACCCCGAGGCAUCCCCAUAACGCGCACAACGCCCAGACUCAUCCUCCAGUCAGCUUCCCAUCGCAGGUAACCAUUGACCCACACCGCAACGAUGGAGCGUGGAGAAACGUGAUCAACGAACUCGAUCGCCAUAUUUUCAGUGCUAACCUCGGCUCUUUAUUUACCGAGAAUGCAGUUAUUUGGGUCGGCACCGCGAACUAUCGGGUCAGGAAAGCCGUGCAACGAAAUUUUCGUCUCGGCAGUCGAGUGAAACCGGCCCUAACGGCCGUCAGUCUUCAGUCUUGCCGGUGGAGGACCACUGGACCAGUCAACAGACUCAACAUGGAACACCUGACAACGUGGAAAAUGUUUUACGUUUGUGUAUUGGCCAUCUCUCUGAUGGUUCGUCCGUCCACUGGCUCGCAAAUGCAGCCGCUCGUCGUCAGCAACUCGUUGGACGAAGGUGUCGCCAAGGACUACUUUAUAGGACCGUGUCUGGUGAACACGAAUCAAACUUGCCCUGAUAAAGAGGUGACGUUCUUCUUAUACACGCAAAGAAAUCCCGAUGCGGGUCAGCAGAUCAUGGUCGACGAGAAGCGCUCGAAUUUGAAACGAAUCCAUUUCGAACCUUCGAACCCUACCAAGAUCCUGAUACACGGUUACGAUUCUGACAUGGCACUGUCUUACCUAGUGGACGUGCGAAACGAAUACCUGAAAACCUAUGACUACAAUGUGAUAGCCAUGGAUUGGCAUCGUCUAGCUACGGCACCCUGCUAUCCCAUCGUUGUGCAAAACGUGCCACACGUGGGCGAUUGUUUGGCCCAGCUGGUGCAGAGACUGAGGGACGUGGGUGCGGACGAUAUCCACGUGAUCGGCUUUAGUCUGGGUGCUCACGUGCCCGCGUUCGCGGCUAGAGCUCUCAGACCGUACAAGAUGUCAAGGAUAACGGGUUUAGAUCCUGCCAUGCCGUUGUUUGUCACCGUGGAGAAUGACUACAAAUUAGACCCGUCGGACGCUGUCUUCGUCGAUGUCUUUCAUACGAACGCGUUCAUUCAGGGCAAGGUGGAGAUGAGCGGGCACAUAGAUUUCUAUAUGAACGGUGGGAUCAACCAGCCAGGUUGUUGGGACAAUUGGAAGCCUUUCGAGUGUGAUCAUCACAGAUCCGUGAUGUAUUUCGCCGAGUCCAUCAAUUCGGAUGUGGGUUUCUGGGGCUGGAAAUGCGGAGGAUUUUCUUUUUAUCUGCUUGGCCUGUGUCCUCCCAGGUACCCGGCCGUUUUGGCUGGCGACAAGGUGGAUAAGAAGAGCAGAGGCUUUCAUCUGGUGAGAACGAACGGGCACAAACCGUACGCCAUGGGAAAUUUCAGCGUGAACCGGUUAGAUAUGUAUACGUAAGGUCGACGAAGUGUCGAGCGCUACUGUCGCGAGAUACAACUCGUACGAUAAAUCGAAGAAUGUACGACGUGAGACUUUCGGAUGCGAUUCUGCUCUCUGAUUGCGGAGCAUAAAGAGGACACGUGCGUGAGACGAAGCGGUUGCUGCUGCAAGCGGGCACCAACGAUGUGUCCCUCCGGCAAAUUGUCACGGUGAGCGUGAGAGUUGACUGAAAAACGUGUUCCGUGUCAAGGUCAGGGUAUCUCGAGCACCUGGUGCUCCGCUAAUCGAUACUGUGUUCGGCGUAGAGAAAGAAAUGGGGCUAACCGGCUAUAAGCCCGUUUAGGAGUUGAUUCGUAUCGAUUCGGACGCGCGCGAAACGGAUGAACAAACUAUCGGCUCGAAAGUUUCGAUAAAACGAAAUCUUCUCUGGGAAGAUUAAACUUGGACAUUUCGAAGCAUUUCUCGGGCAAAUUUUUGUGUGAAGUACAUUAAUAUCAAACAUCUUUUUACUUUCGCCAAAGUGAUUAGGAUCGUGGAUUUGAACUUAUAUAUCGUGGUUAGGGGAUAUCGGUUCGUCGCAUCGGUUUGACGAAUAAAAAUCAGUGGUUUGAUAGGAAUUGUGAACAUCGUUGUAAGCUUUUUACGUAACAAUGUGCAUCGAAUGGAUCUUUACGAGAUAUUAUCCAACUUAUAUCUAAUGUUACGUAACACGCGCAAAAGUUACAGCUACAUUAGUGAGAUUUAUCGAAGAAACUUGAUUUCGAAAAUAUAUGCAAAAUAUAUAUUGAAUAUAUACAAAUAUAGAAGAAUUUAAUUUCAGCGUAACAUAUGUAAAUUACAUAUGUAAAGGAUUAUAAAUAAGCUGAAUUUUAUUAAUAUCGUUUGAAAUAUUGAUAAACGAGUUGCACGUAAUCUGUUAUUUGUUGAUAGAGGCGCAGUUAUUUAGCGAGAUUUUGUAUCAUAUUUAUGGAUUGUCGUCGAAAUAAUGAUACAAAAAUAUUAUUUUGUAUAAAAUAAGAGAGGUUAUUUAUUCCUUAUAUCAUUUACUUUGGAUUCUCAUAUUUCGGUCAUUUAUUGUAUUUAUCAUAUCGAAAAUUCUUUAUUUUCAUCCAGUGUUAUUAAUUGCUAUCAAUUUACUAAAAUAUUUAAAGCGAUUAAUAAUGUAUGAUUUAUAUUUAUUUAUUUGUUACAUUUAACUUAGAUCGUAAAAUUACGUUAUCAUCGGAGAUAUUAUUUUUGAUACCAGGAAAUUCCAAGGCAAACAUUACGUCCGAUAGUAAUGAUAUGCCUGUUACUACAGAAAAAUACGUAUCGAUUUAAUGUAACUCGCACGAAACAUAAAAAUGAUUUAUUUGUUUAUCUA